GAGAGAAUCCAUCAUGGUUGAUGCAGCUCUAAUCAGUGGCCUUCUUUCAAACUUGGCACCUCUGAUGAAGGAUGAAUUCUCGUUGUUUAGGAAUUUUAAGAAGGAGGUUCAAAAGCUAUCGAGCACCCUAUCUUCAAUUAGUUCUGUACUUGAGGAUGCUGAGAGAAGGAAUGUGCAGGAGAAGGACAAACAAACGGAAGAUUGGUUGCGGAAACUCAAAGAUGUGGCGUAUGAGGUUCGAGACAUCAUGGAUGAGUGCACCUUUGAAGAUCUUCGUCUUCAAGUCAAAAGGCUUAAUGCCUCCUCUUCAACCCGAAUCAAGGUAAUCAGCUCAAUAACCCAUCCUUUUAGUAGUACUUGGACACGUCUAAAAGUUGGUCACAAAAUUAAGGAUGUUCAAGAAAAACUGGACCAAAUUUCUUCAGCACGCCAAAAGUUACAUUUGCGUGAAUCUAUUCAUGACUCAAAAUUAAACAAGUUUACUAGUAGUUGGCGUGAAACCAUGUCUCUUUCUAGUUGUAAUCAAGUAUAUGGGAGAGAUGAGGAGAAGAAAAAGAUUGUUGAUAUUCUAGUCAAUACAUCUAAUGUUAGUGUUGCUAAAAAGCUAUCUGUUCUGCCCAUUGUUGGAAUUGGGGGUAUUGGUAAAACAACACUUGCCCAAAUAGUCUUCAAUGACGAGGAGAUUGUUAAGCAUUUUGAAACCAAAAUCUGGGUUUGUGUUUCUGAUGAAUUUGAUAUUAAAUUGGUGAUCAAAGCCAUCAUAGGAGCAACAAAUGAAAUUUCCUUAGAUAUAUUGCAGAAAAUGAUUCAAGAUAAAUUGAAAGGGAAAAGAUAUUUGAUUGUAUUAGAUGAUGUUUGGAAUGAAAACGUUGAUGCAUGGGAUCAGUUGAGAUCUAUUUUGGAUUGUGGAUCAAAGGGUGCAUUCGUCCUUACAACGACACGUAAAAGAAAUGUGGCGGAAAUCAUGAAAACGAUUCAACAUUUUCAAUUAUCAUUGCUCUCUAACGAUGAUUGUUGGCUACUCUUUGCAGAGCGUGCAUUUAUGUGUGGAACACCAAAAACUCCAAACUUUGUUGAUAUUGGAAAAAGAAUAGCUAUAAAAUGUAAGGGUGUUCCCUUAGUUGCCAAGACAUUGGGAAGUCAAUUGGGGUUCAAUGAUGACGAAAAGGAAUGGUGCAGAAUAAGAGAUAGUGAGAUAUGGGAGAUUUCACAAAAUGAAAAUUCGAUCUUAUCUAUUCUAAAAUUGAGUUACUAUGAUCUCCCUUAUCAUUUGAGAAGAUGUUUUGUGUUUUGUGCUAUAUUUAUAAAGGACGCUGAAAUUGAAAAGAAGAGAUUAAUUCAAUUGUGGAUGGCCCAUGAUUUAAUUCCUACGGUUAAAAACCAAACAAUUGAAGAUACUGGGAAUACAAUUUGGAAGGAGUUGUGUUGGAGAUCAUUUUUUCAAGACGAGAAAUUAGAUUGGUCUGGAAAUGAAAUAUGUAAGAUACAUGAUCUUAUGCAUGAUCUUUCUAAAUCUGUCAUGAAAGAUGAAUGUUAUACAUUGGACGCUAAUAGCUCAAGUGAUGGUACAAGACGAGAAAUUCGUCAUGUAAUGGUAAUGGUUAAUGAAUCUUUCAAAACAUCAGUUCAUGCUCUUAAUGAAAUUGGAGGGUUGCAAUCAAUGAUUCUCAAUGGCAGAGAUGUUGAUGGAAAUGUCACAAAGCAGAUUUUGUUGAGUGUCUGGAAGGAAUUUCCGGCUUUACGUGUCCUUGAACUAAGAUGCGAUGCACAAUAUUUGUGUUAUAUGGGAUGUCUAAGACAUCUUAGAUACUUAGACAUUUCUGAUAAUAUUAUGAUAACAACGUUGCCUGAUAGUAUAUGUGAUCUUUUGAACUUACAAACUCUGAAGCUCAAUUAUUGUCUUCAGCUUGAAAGUUUGCCAAGAAAUACGAGAGACCUUAUUAACUUGAGACAUCUUUAUUUGGAGGGUUGUUGUAGUUUAAAAUAUAUGCCUAGAGGGAUGGAGCAAUUGAAACAUUUGAAGACAUUAAGCUGGUUUGUGAUAGGCAAGAAGGAGAGAUACUGUCAACUCGAUGAAUUAAAAGAUUUGGAUAUCGGCGGAUCAUUGACAAUUAAAAAUCUUGGAAGAGUUAGUGAUGCAUCUAUGGAAAGGGGAUAA
Molecule: messenger RNA, 2158 nt
Organism: Impatiens glandulifera
Lineage: Eukaryota; Viridiplantae; Streptophyta; Magnoliopsida; Ericales; Balsaminaceae
Product: putative disease resistance protein RGA3
Exons: 1
Coding region: 14-2158 (714 amino acids)
Biological process (GO): defense response to other organism
Molecular function (GO): ADP binding
Source: RefSeq, a predicted model, not a curated record